CCGCGCCCGCCUGACCGGGAGUCACGUGGGCGGCGCGAAGAUGGCGGCGCCCGCCGCGACCUUCCGCUGGCUGCUGCCGCGGAGCCGCCCGCUGCUGUCCCGCCCGGGGCUGGCUGCCGCCGCCGCCCGGCACUACGGUGUGCGGGCCUCCGACACCGGCGAGCUGGUGACGCACACGGGGCAGGUAUAUGACGAGAAGGAUUAUAGAAGAGUUAGAUUUGUUGGACGACAAAAGGAGGUGAACAAGAAUUUUGCAAUCGAUUUGAUAGCAGAGCAGCCUGUGAGUCAAGUUGAAAGCAGAGUGAUAUCAUGCGAUGGUGGUGGUGGAGCUUUGGGACAUCCCAAAGUAUACAUAAACUUGGACAAAGAGACGAAGACCGGAACAUGUGGCUACUGUGGACUUCAGUUUAAACGGAAACAUCACUGAAUGAUUAUCCCUGUGUGCUUGCAGAUUUCUGUUCAGAUGUUAACGUUCAACUAUAAAUAAACAAUAUAUUUAGAAAGCAAGAUCUGUGUUUAUCUUAACUAUGGAAAGUCCAGUCUGUACAUUUUUAAAACACAGCUUGUCAAGUGUUUGAGAGCUGAAUGGUAUUACAAUAUCUGCUUUGUACUUAAUUUAGUUUUCAUGUCUGGCAGACUUCUUGCAGGCUUAAAGUUGGUGUUCGGCUGUAGAUAGGUUUGUUUUGUAGUGAGUAUUCUUUUCAACACUGAAUGGGCUGUAAUUGUUUACUGGGUGAUUAAUUAUCCUGGGUGUUUCUCUUUUGUCACUGUGUGAUGCUCCUAAUUGGUUCAUGGUCCAGUAUCUAUAGCUAGAUUCACAAAUGGAAGUGCAAAGAUAUUAUGAUACUCAGCAUUACAACACUCCUGGAAGCAAGAUAGUCAGCCCUGAAUCAAGUAGCUGCUCUUGCUACCUGUUUAAAAGAAGCUACCAGUGUCUGGAAUGGUAAUCAGUGUGAGCUGGAGAGCUACCCAGGCUGGCAUGUGUGAAAGGUGAGGAUGUAACCAUUUGCCCUUCAUUUGAAGGGGUGAGAGUGUAUCUGGUUCUGCUCGGGAUUCACACCCGAAGCCUCUGUUUGCAGCUGAUGACCUUAACUCACUGCAGUGCCUGGGCAGCACCGGGACUUGCAAUUGUCCUCCAUGGAAUAGUAGUGAAAAAGAGUCUUCUCAGAGUAGGCAUUGCUCCAUUACAGGUGGUAGCUUCUGCUCCUUUAAUACAGGUAAUAUGACACUGACAGCAUCUACCUAGGCUGUGUGGGGCUGGUUGUGUUAAUUUCACUUAGGUAGCAUUCCGUCAUGCGAGCGUAGCUUUCCAACAGGGCCUCUAUCUGGAGCAGAAGGGUCUGAGUUUGGUUUGGUCUUUGCUUCACAAAGCUUUUUAAUCUGUUGUCAGUAAAUUACUUUUUUUUUAAAUGCUGGUGAUAGGGCAUGGUCCCAGGGAGUAAUUGCUGCUUGUCUAAAGUUUAACAGGGUAGAAUUCUAAACCUGCAGUUUACAUAGUUAGAUUGAUGUGGUUGUAUCAAGUUGAACCAAAUCAUGUGGGCCUAAAGCUACUUAACUUGUGUCAAUUUAUAGACUUAAGAUGGACCAACUCAGGCUUAAAGCAAGGUCUGAAAGGUUCUCUUGUAGAGGUCUUUUGUUUAGAGACUGUACUGCAUGUGAGUAAUUGCAUGGACACCCCUCCUCUUUUUUCAUUCACUCCACCUAUAAAAGCUUUACCUAUUUCUGUCUCUUCCCCUUAUUCUUCCCCUCACUUUUUCUCCUUUCCAUUACUGCUGGUUUCAGUGAUCUUCUGGCCAUCAAUUUAUUCUUUGUAAUGACCUAGAUUUAGGAAGUACUAAUUAGAGUUAUGCAUUGUUGUGCAGUGUAGGUUACUGAGUACUCACCUUUCUAUGGCCAAGCCAGGCUCUGUUACGAAGGUUGUAAUUUUGUAAUGUUAGUGCAGUGGCCAAGUUAACAUAUGCUGUGUUUAGAGUAGUGCCUGAGCACGUACAAAGAUGGCAACAGAUCCUUCCAUGAAACCCAGUAAUUUGCAAUCUGACCUUAUGCAAAUGAUCUGUUGACUGAGCAUAAAUGGGCUAUUAUGAACAGUCUUCUGAUAAGUCUUAUGCUUGAACUAUCAGUGUUUGUCUUGAAGCGUGUCUGGUUGCAUUUUAUUCUGGCUCUCUACCAGUUUGUAGGGUAUGUUGGCUGGCAGAAUUCUCUCAUGGUGCAAUCAUCUUCUCAAAGAGACCUGAAACAAAUAAUUUUAUGUGGUCCUCUUCCUUGGGCCUUUGAUGUUCUAAUGAAUAAUACAUCUGCUUGGAUCACUGCUGCUCAUAAUAAAUUAACAGUGUUUAAAUUGGCACAGCAUCUGCUGAGGACCCAGACAAAUCCCAUCCCACUGGUCUGAACUAUGGAAUGCUGUUCUUGGAUGUUCUCCCUAAAGUACUUGUGCUGUGUGAAGCUGUUGACGCCUGUGAAAUGAAGGCCUCUGCUUUGCUCCAGUGAUCUCCACAGGAAGACUUCAGACUUUGCUUCAUGUCAGUUCCUGUGUGCUGGGUUCAUUGUGUCUGUGCAGGAAUGUUUGUUUAUAUGAAGUCUUGCACUUUGAACUAUGCCAUCCACGUAUCUGUGGAAAGGCCAGCCUUGAUUUGCAGGAAAAAGAAGUGGGGAAAAGCAAGAACUAAACUUUACUAGUUGCGCCAAGCAGAUAGAUGCAUGUGGAAAUGGAUGUGUGAGGAUAGACCAGAAUACAUCAGUAUCAAAGUAAGGGUAGACUAAACCAGGUGAGUUUCAAAGCAGCUUUGCAGUUCUCAGGCCACAAAUUCAGACUCGAAAGUGGUAUGGAAUAAAACUUUCAGACUUAGAUUCUGUCAGUCACUGUUUUGUUCCUCAUAAAUAAUUCAUCCCAGGCUGGAACUACAGUCUCUGAUUAGUGGAGUACAAACCAUAGUUUAUACUCUGUCACUAGGGAAAUGCAAAGUACCAACACAUGAUAAUGGUCACAACUUUAUCCUGUUUUUCUAGUAAAACCAGAUAGGCUUUUCCCCCCUUUAUUGCUGCAUGUAUUAAGGUUGGUGAAAAUCACUGUGUAUUUAAACUUCCAAAAUAAAUAAGGACCAUCGAUACUUUUCCCCACAUUACUUUCUUAGCUCUCUGUCCUCUAAUUAAAAACUAACUAAAAUGUAUUUACAAGGCAAGUUCUGUUUACAAGAGCACAAAUCAUUACUAUGACUAUGGCACAAUAUGCAAAAGCACUUUUUCUAAAAUUUUUCAGUUGUAUGGCAUCUGCUAAAUUUCUCACCCUCUGACCUGCCAUUAACGCUUGCCCUUUUUAUUUAAUGCUGUUGCAAGCAUCAGACGAAAUACAGCAUGCUGUAAUAGCAAUAGAAAUGUUUGCUUUUGUAAUAUCCACAUUGUUGGCACUGUUCAGUGUGUUCCCUGCUAGCAGUACGCAUUGUUUCGAGAGGCAAUACUUGUUGGCUGUGGUACAGUGGUAAAGGAGGCCACAUGGGUUAAAAACUUACCUCCAUGUUUGGUGGACAGCUAGGAGAGCUGUAAAGCUAAGUAAUAUGUAUGUUGUAAAUGGUUGAAGGAAAAAGAGAACAGAAGGGUGAUAGUAAGCAUAAGUAAGGCUGAUAUGGAGCACUGAAUUACUUUAGAAUCAAGCAGGUGUGUUGGUCUAAUGUGAGAGGGACGUGGUGGAAUUGUAAAGUGGUGUAAAAAGAUUGGCAAAUGAAAAGAUGUAUGUUUUAGAUUAUGUAAUUGUAUAAUAGGAAGUCAAUGCAAUAGUUUCCAGUAAUAGGCACUCAAGGGGUUGCUUUUUAGUAGCAGCUAAAUUUAGCCAUUUUUAAAUUAGAAUGCUCAGAUAAUGAGUUUCAACAGGGCUGUCCAAUGAGCUUCCUGGACCAUUAAUGCUGAUUUUUUGUAAGAUUUGAAGUACUGGAGAAAGAGCACAAAAAUGGCUAACGUGCCACAUUCAAAGAGGGUAAAAGGCAUGACCUGGAUAAUUACAUGUCUGUCAGUUUGACAUCACUUCUGGGCAAAAUAAUAAGGGACCUAAUUAAUAAUGAAUUAAAGAAGUGUUGUAUAAUUAGUGCCAAUCAACACGAGUUAUAGGAAAGCCAGACCAUGUCAAGUUAGCAUGAUGUAUUUUUGAUGAAAUUAGGAAAAGUGGUUGAUAAAGCUAAAAGUGUUAAUGUAAUAUCAUCUGAUUUCUUUGAAGAUUAGAGUUAGUAGUCCAUAUUUUGAUUCAGAAAGGAAAGUCUUGUGUAAUCAAUCAGUAACACUUCACAUAUUCUACAUGUGUUAAAGUAGAUAAUUCUUAGGUGUGUAACUGUCAGUGUAAAAUGAGACUCCUUGCUGAAAAGAUGCAUUUUUCUUGGACCCUUCAUGGCGUCCUUUCUCAGUCCUAUGGCACUUAGCUUCUUAGGAGUGUCCUAAAAAACCAUGUUAUAGCUACUGAUGGUUUGCUGAGGAUUGAAAGGUUGAAGCAUUGUUGAGGGCGAGGAUUCAGCAGUGAUUCUGUUCACUGCCACUUAGCCAAGACUAGCACAAAGCUGAAUGUGUUUCAAAAAUGAAAUGCUGUCCAUAUUUAUUGUAAAAAAUGUAUUUCUUUGAAGUGAUAAUUGUAUCAGCCUGAUUUGCAAUUUAUCCUGUGUGAGUAACAGCCCUAAUAACUUCAGGUUACAGGAAAUACUGACUACUGCGUUUGACUGGGGGAGUUUGUUGAUCAUCAUAUGCUAUGAAUUUCCAGACCAAUUCCAUGUCUUAAAUAACUUUUAUGAACUUGGGAGGAAUAAAUAGAGAUGUGUUCAGCAGGCACAUCCUUCUGAAUUUUA
This is a messenger RNA of Vidua chalybeata, 4820 nucleotides long. RefSeq names its product NADH:ubiquinone oxidoreductase subunit S6 (gene NDUFS6). The coding region runs from base 41 to 427 and encodes 128 amino acids. The record is from RefSeq and is a predicted model, not a curated record. Gene Ontology annotation, biological process: mitochondrial electron transport, NADH to ubiquinone. The transcript is spliced from 4 exons. Lineage: Eukaryota; Metazoa; Chordata; Aves; Passeriformes; Viduidae.